AUGCAAUUUGUUGAGAAUCUGUUUUCUAUGCCACAAUUUGGCUCGAGAGUACAAGUAAAAUACAAACGUAGUGGUUUGGAUGGUAAAAUUGUUGGAUUCGAACAGGUCAUUGUCAACCCCCAGGAAACGAAUGCCAAAAAUUCCUUGAGAUUGGACAGACAAAUGGGCUCGAAACUUGAUUUUGUCCGUGGUCGAGCAGGAUUCAUGCCAUUUGCGCCUGGUGGUAUUGAUACCCCAGAAAUUCCUGAAUCUAACCUUAUUUUGCAUAGAGACGCUGAUGGGUUGUUUGACAUUCCUCCAGGAUUCAGCCGUGGGCUUAAAAAUGAAGGAGUUGGCGUAGAGGCAGAAGAUGUUGGCGUUCUUAAAGAAAAGGAAACAGAAGAAGCAAACGAUGAGAUCGAUAAUGAGGCAUAUGAUGAUGACCUCGAUAGGUCUGAUAUUGACGAGGGUGACGAAGAAGAAGCUGAAGAUGGAAUAGAGGACAUUGCUAAUGGGGUUAAUGCUUUUAAAUUUGACGAUGAUUCCAGCUCCGCACAGGUGGGUUCGUCAUUUUCUUCUGCAAUCGAUGAUCUACUUCCUCAAGAUAUUAGUUUUGGCAGAACUGAUACUGCCACAUCUAUUGCUCUGAGUUCAGCAGGCCUGACAACUAAAGUCAAAGAAUGGGCUCAUGUUGUUGAUGUCAAUAAGACUAUAACCAACUUUGAAGAGCUCGUUCCCAAUCCCGCUAAGGAAUACCCUUUCGAACUAGAUACAUUCCAAAAGGAAGCGGUAUAUCAUUUAGAACAAGGUGACUCUGUGUUUGUGGCAGCGCAUACCUCGGCAGGUAAAACAGCAGUAGCUGAAUAUGCCAUUUCAAUGGCCAACAGAAAUAUGACAAAAACCAUAUAUACCUCACCAAUCAAGGCAUUGAGUAAUCAGAAAUAUCGAGAUUUCAAGCAAAUCUAUGAUGAUGUAGGAAUUUUGACAGGUGAUGUUCAGAUCAACCCAGAGGCCAGCUGUUUGAUUAUGACCACUGAGAUUCUCCGUAAGGUGUAG
Messenger RNA from Sugiyamaella lignohabitans, 1035 nucleotides. RefSeq names its product SKI complex RNA helicase subunit SKI2 (gene SKI2). The record is from RefSeq and is a predicted model, not a curated record. Gene Ontology annotation, cellular component: Ski complex. The transcript has 2 exons. Gene Ontology annotation, biological process: nuclear-transcribed mRNA catabolic process, 3'-5' exonucleolytic nonsense-mediated decay. NCBI's taxonomy places the organism in Eukaryota, Fungi, Ascomycota, Dipodascomycetes, Dipodascales, Trichomonascaceae. The coding region runs from base 1 to 1035 and encodes 344 amino acids. Gene Ontology annotation, molecular function: RNA helicase activity; nucleic acid binding; ATP binding.